AUGGCCACAACGACCGCUUCCGUGCAGAAGACCUCCGCGAAGGGCGAGACGCUCCGUGGCAAGGCCAAGGAGAAGGAUGUGCGCAUGAGCAACAUCAUCGCGGCCAAGGCGAUCGCCAACGCCAUCCGCACGAGCUUGGGCCCGCGUGGCAUGGACAAGAUGAUCCAGCAGGGCAACGGCGAGGUCAUCAUCUCGAACGACGGCGCGACCAUCUUGACGCAGAUGCAAGUGUACCACCCGACGGCCAAGAUGCUCGUGGACCUCUCCAAGUCGCAGGACAUUGAGGCCGGCGACGGGACGACGAGCGUGUGCGUCAUUGCCGGCGCGCUCCUCUCGGCGUGCGAGGACCUUCUCCAGAAGGGCAUCCACCCGUCGCACAUCUCGGAGGCCUUUGGCAUCGCGGCGACCAAGGCCGAUGAGAUCCUCAUGGCCAUGUCGCGCCCCGUCGACUUGGCCAACCGCGACGAACUCAUCAAGUGCGUCACGACGUCGCUCUCGUCCAAGGUCAUCUCCGAGUACUCGGACCGUCUCUCGCCCAUCGCUGUCGACGCCGUCCUCAACGUCAUCGACAUUGCGACGGCCGUCAACGUCGACUUGCGCGACGUCAAGGUCGUCAAGCAGCUCGGCGGUACCAUCGACGAUUCGCAGCUCAUCAACGGCCUCGUCUUCUCCAAGUCGAGCGGCGUCGACAUGCCGACGACGAUUGCCAACGCCAAGAUUGCGCUCAUCCAGUUUUGCCUCUCGGCGCCCAAGACGGACAUGGAGAACAACGUGGUCAUCAACGACUACUCGGCCAUGGACCGCAUCCUCCGCGAAGAGCGUAAGUUCAUCUUGAACCUCUGCAAGCAGAUCAAGAAGGCCGGUGUGAACGUGCUCUUGAUCCAAAAGUCGAUCUUGCGCGAUGCGACGUCGGACCUCUCGCUCCACUUCCUCGCCAAGAUGGGCAUCCACGUCAUUACCGACAUUGAGCGCACGGACGUCGAGUACAUUAGCACGACGCUCGGCUGCCUUCCCGUCGCCCACAUUGAGUCGCUCACGGCCGAGAAGCUCGGUACGGCUGGCCUCGUCCAGGAAGAAUCGCUUGGUGGCCACAAGGUGGUCAAGAUCACCGAGGUUGUCCACCCCGGCAAGACCAUGUCGAUCCUUGUCCGCGGCUCCAACAAGCUCGUGCUCGAAGAAGCCGAGCGCUCGCUCCAUGACGCGCUCUGCGUCGUGCGUUCGCUCGUGAAGAAGCGCUUUCUCAUUUGCGGCGGCGGCGCCCCGGAAAUCGAAGUCGCGCUGCGCCUCGGCGAGUAUGGCCGGACGCUCGAGGGCACGGCGGCGUACUGCCUCCAGGCGUUUGCGGACGCGCUCGAAGUGAUCCCGUACACGCUGGCGGAGAACGCGGGCUUGCACCCGAUCGGGAUGGUGACGGAGCUCCGCGCCAAGCACGCGGCGGGCGACAAGGCGGCCGGCAUCAACGUUCGCAAGGGCACGAUCAGCAACAUGUACGAGCUCAACAUUCUGCAGCCGCUGCUGGUCAACACGAGCGAAAUCUCGCUCGCGUCCGAGUGCGUGCGCAUGAUCCUCAAGAUCGACGACAUUGUCAUGGUCCGAUAA
Molecule: messenger RNA, 1599 nt
Organism: Saprolegnia parasitica CBS 223.65
Lineage: Eukaryota; Oomycota; Saprolegniomycetes; Saprolegniales; Saprolegniaceae
Product: T-complex protein 1 subunit delta
Exons: 3
Coding region: 1-1599 (532 amino acids)
Biological process (GO): protein folding
Cellular component (GO): chaperonin-containing T-complex
Molecular function (GO): ATP hydrolysis activity; ATP-dependent protein folding chaperone; ATP binding
Source: RefSeq, a predicted model, not a curated record